This is a messenger RNA of Echinostoma caproni, 615 nucleotides long. The record is from the annotation of a GenBank genome assembly. Lineage: Eukaryota; Metazoa; Platyhelminthes; Trematoda; Plagiorchiida; Echinostomatidae.
AUGGCCCAAGCAAGUCUGUCCGAGACGUUGGCCAGUCGGCUACUGCCCUCCAGUCCAGAUCCACGUACGGAUGCCUAUCCUCUCAUGAACUCGUGGUCUCCGACAGCACUGAUCUCGUUAGCCUAUGUGAUUGGGGUUUAUGCUUGGCGAAAUGAAUUGCAAAGACGGUGCAAACUACAACGCGUUAAUGGCACUAGCAACGGCACCAACUCUCAGAAUGCUAAAAAGCUCUCGGCUGCCAAUGGUCGCCAGUCCUGGGGUUUGAUAAAAAUACUCAUGGUUCUGUACAAUACUAUCAUGGUUUGCUAUUCGGCUUACAUGGCAAUCGGUUGCAUAAUUGUGGUACGACGGAUUGGUUACGGUCUGGGUUGUGAAGUCCAGCCGGAUCCCAAAGAUCGUUCGACCGACAGUAUACUCCACUUCGGAUAUCUAUUCUACUUCUCAAAAUUUGUGGAAAUGUUGGACACUGUGUUCUUUUUGUGUCGUGGCAAGGUGGAUCAGGUCACCUUUCUACAUGUGUUUCAUCAUGCAACAAUGCCUCCAUCCAUCUGGUGGGGAGUGCGAUAUGCUCCAGGGGAUAAGGUGGACGCGGGCAGUCUGACGGCUGGUCGUUGA